This is a messenger RNA of Tupaia belangeri chinensis (Chinese tree shrew), 1326 nucleotides long. RefSeq names its product HLA class II histocompatibility antigen, DM beta chain. Gene Ontology annotation, cellular component: MHC class II protein complex; membrane. The coding region runs from base 217 to 1008 and encodes 263 amino acids. Lineage: Eukaryota; Metazoa; Chordata; Mammalia; Scandentia; Tupaiidae. The transcript is spliced from 6 exons. Gene Ontology annotation, biological process: immune response; antigen processing and presentation. The record is from RefSeq and is a predicted model, not a curated record.
CACUGGGUUCUGAGCUAGUAGGAACAGACUUAGUGUCUAGGGGCUGGGUAACCCGAAAUUACUCAUCUAGGAGAGACCAGGGCACCUAAACAAUAUUCCACUCAGUGUCUGCAGAUCACCUGUUCAGGCUGGGGCUUCUGGGGCAGGCAAGGAUCCAAGGCCCCUGGCAGAGACGGUCCAGGGGACUGAACUCCCCGCCCCUCCGCAGAGCAGAGCAUGACCACACUCCUGCCGCUGCUGCUGGGCCUCAGCCUGGGGUGCUCCGGAGCAGGUGGCUUUGUAGCCCAUGUGGAAAGGAACUGCCUCCUGGAUGAUGAUGGGAAUCCAAAAGAUUUCACAUAUUGUGUCUCCUUCAACAAGGAUCUGUUGACCUGCUGGGAUAAAGAGGAGGACAAAAUGGUCCCUCUUGAAUUUGGAUUUCUGCAGCAUUUGGCCGGUUACAUCGCAGAUAUCCUCAACCAGGAAGAAACACUGCUCCAGCGCUUGCGCAGUGGGCUCCAGGACUGUUCCACACACACCCAGCCCUUCUGGGGCCCACUGACCCACAGAACACGGCCACCAUUGGUGCAAGUAGCCCAAACCACUCCUUUUAACACGAGGGAGUCUGUGAUGCUGGCCUGCUACGUGUGGGGCUUCUACCCAGCUGAUGUGACCAUCACGUGGAUGAAGAAUGGGCAGCUGGUCGCCCCUCACAACAGUGGCCAGAAGACUGCCCAGCCCAAUGGAGACUGGACAUACCAGACUGUCUCCUAUUUAGCCUCGACCCCCUCUUAUGGGGACACCUACUCCUGCAUUGUAGAGCACAUCGGCACUCCUGAGCCCACCAUUCAAAACUGGACAUCUGGGCUGUCCCCCAUACAGACGGUGAAGAUUUCUGUGUCUGUAGCAAUUCUGGGCCUGGGCCUCAUCAUCUUCUUUCUUGGCCUGGUCAGCUGUCGGAGAGCGGCCCCCUCCAGCUACACUUCCCUCCCAGGGUCCAAUUACCCAGAAGGACGGCACAUUUCCUAGAGGUAGAAUCUUACAACUUCCACUCCGAGUGAUGCUGCCAUGCCUCCCAACCUGUUGGAUCCUGCCCCAGAUUUCUUGGAUUCUAUGGUUUCUCCAUCUAAUUCUUUGAAUUUUAGUCUAUACUCUGUAUAGACUAGCAACUUGGAGAAACUCACUCCUGGGGAUAUCCUAUAACCAAAUUAUUGUCCAAAGCUAUAUUUUGGGUGCAUAUAAUCUGGGGGAGGGGAGUAAAGACUUCCCUAGGGCCUACUAUGCUACAGAUGGCAAAGAGUCCUUGGUGAGCAUCUGUGAGAAAUAAACUCUAGUGGAAAUACUGUC